This is a messenger RNA of Pipistrellus kuhlii (Kuhl's pipistrelle), 1346 nucleotides long. RefSeq names its product N-alpha-acetyltransferase 60, NatF catalytic subunit (gene NAA60). Gene Ontology annotation, biological process: N-terminal peptidyl-methionine acetylation. Gene Ontology annotation, cellular component: Golgi membrane. Lineage: Eukaryota; Metazoa; Chordata; Mammalia; Chiroptera; Vespertilionidae. The record is from RefSeq and is a predicted model, not a curated record. Gene Ontology annotation, molecular function: histone acetyltransferase activity; protein-N-terminal amino-acid acetyltransferase activity.
UCCGGUCUGCUCCUCCGGCCCAGCGAGGGAGCCGGAAGUGCCGUGGGCCGCCGCCUCAGUCCCGGCUGCGGCCCCUGCCGGUUAUAUAACUGGUUGCGGGCUCCGCGCGGCCCCACUUCCGGCUCCCUGCGACCCCAGGAUGCGCUGAGCCCCCGGCGCCGUCCGCUGCCGCCGGCUCCCGCCCGAGGUGUGAAUGACAGAGGUGGUGCCAUCCAACGCCCUCAGUGAGGUCAGCCUGCGCCUCCUCUGCCACGAUGACAUAGACACUGUGAAGCAUCUCUGUGGCGACUGGUUCCCCAUCGAGUACCCAGACUCAUGGUAUCGUGACAUCACCUCCAACAAGAAGUUCUUUUCCCUUGCUGCAACCUACAGGGGUACCAUUGUAGGAAUGAUAGUAGCUGAAAUAAAAAGUAGGACCAAGAUACACAAGGAGGAUGGAGAUAUUCUAGCCUCCAACUUCUCUGUUGACACACAAGUUGCAUACAUUCUAAGUCUGGGAGUAGUGAAGGAAUUCAGAAAGCACGGCAUAGGUUCCCUUUUACUUGAGAGUUUAAAGGAUCACAUAUCCACCACUGCCCAGGACCACUGCAAAGCCAUCUACCUGCACGUCCUCACCACCAACAACACAGCAAUAAACUUCUACGAAAACAGAGACUUCAAGCAGCACCACUAUCUCCCCUAUUACUAUUCCAUCCGUGGGGUCCUCAAAGAUGGCUUCACUUAUGUCCUCUACAUCAAUGGCGGCCACCCUCCCUGGACCAUCUUAUAUCCUUUUCUCCUCGGGGGAUUUACCGCCAGGCCCACAGCCUGCUCUGCAGCUUCCUGCCAUGGUCGAGCAUCUCCACCAAGGGCGGCAUUGAAUACAGCCGGACCAUGUGAUGCCAGCCGGGCAGUCUCCAGCAGGCCCCACCCCUUGGCGCCCUGCGGAGCCCACCUUCUUGGCCAUUUGACCUCAACUGUGUUCUGCAGAGGAGCUGGCCUGUCACCGGCCCCAGCUGCAGGCCUGGCGCUACAUGUCGGGAGCAGAGCGUCGUGGGGCGGGUGUGCCCGGUCUCCAACAGGCUCUUCCAGCCCUCCUUCCUGCUCUGGAAACUUCUGCCCUCGCCUUGGUCUGGCCCCCAUGUGAGUGCACCAGCCUCAUAGGCUGGCCAGUGUUCAUUGUGGCCAGCUGCUUCUGCCCUGGGAGUAUGGAGGCAGGAGAGGGCUUCCUUCCCUGCACGCCCUCACUGGCCUCUUCCCCUGCGCUGCCUGUUCCAUCCAAAUCCUUCCUCCAAACCCGGAAUUAACUCCUCAGAGGGAGGAGCCCAAGUGUUAUGGAUAGACGUGGCCCUAAAGACACAGGAGCC